UAGGGUUAAAUAUACCCCGUCGUUACUAAAGUAUGCAAAUAUACCCCUCUAUUUAACGGAAAUCCACACAAACUAACAUUUAAUUGAGAUGGAUUCCGCGCCACAUUUUUAUUGUUUUCCCCUUUCUUCUUUUUCUUUUCUUAUUCACAAUUUUGUGCUUGGUUUUCUUAGUUACUGUCAGCUUUGCUGCUGUUAUGUCCAUUUUUGCUGCUGUUAUGUCCUUUGCUUAUUCUUUCAUUGGACUUGGUCUCUCCAUUGCCAUGAUUGCAAAGGAAGGAGUACGUGCAAACACAAGCUUUACAGGGACAACAGUCAGCCCAUGUUUGGAUUUGUAGAGGGGUGGAGCAAACAAAAAUGGCCAGAAAGCAAAUUCAUAACCAAAGAAUACAUUAUUAACCUUUCACCCUUGGGAUUGUUCAAUUUCAAUUUUUACAAGCUCGUGUGGAGAACUGCAUAUGUGGAAUUCACAACCAUACUAGCCAUGUUAUUGCCAUUCUUCAAUGAUUUUCUCGGUCUUCUGGGAGCAGCCUCAUUUUGGCCACUUACUGUCUAUUUCCCCAUUUCAUUCAGAUCUGCUGGAUCUGUUCAAGGCCUUAUCCAUUCUGUCCAGAAAUACUGUGAAGAAGAGAAGAAAAAGAAGAAAGGGGAAAAGAAUAAAAAUGUGGCACUGACUGGCAUGUCGUGUGGAGUUCAUCUCAGCUAAAUGUUAGCCCGUAUGGACUUCCGUUAAAUAGAGGGG
Messenger RNA from Capsicum annuum, 739 nucleotides. RefSeq names its product amino acid permease 6-like. NCBI's taxonomy places the organism in Eukaryota, Viridiplantae, Streptophyta, Magnoliopsida, Solanales, Solanaceae. The transcript has 3 exons. The record is from RefSeq and is a predicted model, not a curated record. Bases 89 to 703 code for a protein of 204 amino acids. Gene Ontology annotation, cellular component: plasma membrane.